AAGAAAACCCAAGAUCCCUCCCUCAACCCUCCACCUCCACCUCCCUCCCCUCCCUUCUCUCUCUAAAAAGCAGCUACUACUGCACCUGCAGACUGCAACUUUUGUCCACCCCCAGUUCAUCCCCUGUUUUCUUAAAACUUGCUAAUCCUGUGCCACAAACUCACUGCAUCACACAGCACUUCCCCUCUCUCUCUCUCUCUCUCACACACACCCACCAACCCAAAGGGAAAAAAAAAAUUAGACAAAAAUCCCGACAAGAAUUAAUCAAUCGAGGAGACGCGCACACCAGAAACACCUCAAUUCAUCCUUCCUCCCCUCUCUUUCCCUCACUCUCCCACCCACGAAUAAUCCCCCCACCAAAAAAAAGAAAGAAAGAAGGAAAAAGACGAGAAUAAAGAUCCGACCCCAGAUGUUCACCCUCCGCGUCCUGGCCCUCCUCCUCCUCCUCCUCCUCCUCGCCCUCUCCGCCCGCCUCCCUCGAUCCGCCGCCGACCCGGGCGACGAGCUCUGCCUCACCCGCCUCUCCGAGUCGCUCCAGGACCCGGGCAGCCGGCUCUCGAACUGGAGCAAAGCCGCCUUCGCCGAACCCUGCAACGGCUUCACCUCCUCCCUCAGCGGCGCCACCUGCAACAACGGCCGCAUCUACAAGCUCUCCCUCUCCGGCCUCGGCCUCCGGGGGAGCAUCCCGGCGAACCUCGCGAACUGCACCUCCCUCCAGGCCCUCGACCUCUCCGCCAACGCCCUCACCGGCCCGAUCCCGCCGGACCUCCAGGGCCUCGUCAACCUCGCCGUCCUCAACCUCUCCUCCAACCGCCUCUCCGGCCAGAUCCCCCUGCAGCUCGCCCUUUGCGCCUACCUCAACGUCAUCGACCUCCACAGCAACCUGCUCUCCGGGCCCAUCCCCCAGCAGCUCGGCCUCCUCGUCCGCCUCUCCGCCUUCGACGUCUCCAACAACCGGCUCGAGGGCCAGAUCCCCGGCUCGCUCUCGAACCGGACCGGGAACCUACCCCGGUUCAACGCCAGCUCGUUCGAGGGCAACAAGGGGCUCUACGGGUACCCUUUGGCCCCAAUGAAGACCAAAGGCUUGUCGGUGCUGGCCAUUGUCGGGAUCGGGCUCGGGAGCGGGCUGGCGAGCUUGGUGCUGAGCUUCACCGGGGUCUGUAUCUGGCUGAGGGUCACGGAGAGGAAGAUGGCCAUGGAGGAAGGCAAGAUCAGUCAACUUAUGCCUGAUUAUUGAUGAAAUUCUCAAUGAAACUGAUGGGAUUUCCUUUUUUCCUUUCGGAUGUGAAGAUGGAGAUGGAGAUUUGACGUUUGUUCAGAUUCAGUUCAGGUACAUUUUGGAUUUUUCGGUGAGGGCGAUGCUCAGGAAAGGGAGGAUCAAAAGUUCGAGCUCUGUAUUUUUAGUAUUUUCUGCUUUUCCUUUUCUAUUUUUCUUUUCCACUCUUAUGGUUAUUUUUUCAGAUUUUCACUUUUCUCCAAUGAUUUUUUGGCGGGUUUUUCUUUUUCUUCUUUUGGCCUCCUGCUAUUUAUUACAAAAUUUAGGGUUCCUUCUUCUUUUUUUUGGUACCUUUUCUUUUUCUCGGUUUUCCUCUGUAAUACUUUUUCUUUUGGUUUUUCUCUGAGGAAUUAACUGUGUAUAAAGCUAUCUGAAACAUUAGAAUGAAAUGAAAUGAAAUAGUGCUGAUUAUCUUGGGAAAAAUAAA
Molecule: messenger RNA, 1703 nt
Organism: Eucalyptus grandis
Lineage: Eukaryota; Viridiplantae; Streptophyta; Magnoliopsida; Myrtales; Myrtaceae
Product: receptor-like protein 44
Exons: 1
Coding region: 410-1237 (275 amino acids)
Molecular function (GO): protein binding
Source: RefSeq, a predicted model, not a curated record